GUGGUGUAAAGGUGUUUUCCUUAUCCACGGAUGAGUCUGUUUAGGAGAGAAGGAUCUUAUGUUACAUUGUACAUGAGAUAAAGAGCAGAGGUAGUUCCAAUAGUGAACAGUAGGUGUCGGGUGUGCGCUGUAUCCAGCUCCUCCCCGUUGUAUAGUGGGACAGAUCCCGAACCUGUGGAAUGGUCACAUGACUGCUUAGAGUUCACAAGUCCUGUGUUCCUGCACCGUCCUCAGUCAUGUCUACCGGGGGCUGCUGCCGGGAGGUCUACAGCUGUAUCUUCGACUACAACACUCCUCGUAUAGCUCUCAUUAAGAGCAGGAAGGUCGGGCUGCUGAACAGAGUCAUCCAGCUGCUGAUCCUGGCUUACGUUAUCGGGUGGGUUUUUGUCUGGGAGAAAGGCUACCAGGAAUUUGACACAGUGGUUAGCUCCGUGACCUCCAAAGUGAAAGGCGUUGCCGUGACGAACACAUCGGACCUGGGAUUGAGGCUUUGGGAUGUUGCUGAUUACAUUAUACCUGCCCAGGAAGAAAAUGCUUUCUUUGUGAUGACCAAUCUAAUUCUGACCCAGAAUCAAACACAAGGUUAUUGUCCUGAGCUCCCAGAUACCAAAACAAUAUGCAAUUCCAGUGAUACCUGUAUCCCCGGUCAUGUGGACACUUACAGCAAUGGUUUACAAACUGGACGUUGUGUACCUUAUAACAGGACAGUUCACACAUGUGAAGUUUUUGCCUGGUGUCCAGUGGAAAAUGACAUGAAGGUGCCAGAACCUGCUUUUCUAAAGGAUGCUGAAAACUUCACAGUUCUCAUUAAAAAUAAUAUCUGGUACCCAAAAUUUAAAUUUUCCAAACGAAAUAUCUUACCGAAUAUCAGCACUGAUUACCUGAAAAGCUGCCAGUACGAUCGUCUGAAAGAUCCGUUCUGCCCUAUAUUCCGGCUGGGAACUAUGGUGAAAGAAGCAGGAGAAUCCUUCCAGGAAAUGGCUAUACAGGGUGGAGUUAUGGGAAUCCAGAUUAGCUGGAAUUGUGAUCUGGACAAGAAGCAUACAAACUGUGUUCCAAAGUAUUCAUUUCGACGCUUGGACAACAGAGAACUAGACCACAAUGUCUCUCCUGGAUAUAACUUCAGAUAUGCAAAAUAUUACAAAGAUUCUAAUAACACCGAGUCGAGGACGCUAAUGAAAGUCUAUGGCAUCCGAUUUGAUAUCCUGAUAUUUGGAACGGCUGGGAAAUUUGAUAUAAUUCCAACUAUGAUUAACAUUGGAUCUGGCGUUGCAUUGCUUGGAGUGGCCACUGUGUUAUGUGAUAUCAUUGUCUUCCACUUCUUUAAGAAAAGGCAUUACUACAGAGAGAAGAAAUACAAACAUGUAGAGGAUUACGAGGAGUUGGGAAAUGAUGGAUCACAUGGAUCAGACCAUUGAAACAAAGUAAAGGAAUGGGUCACAGUUUGGAACACAGGAGUGAUUUUGAGUAUUUCCUUCAUUACAGCUCCUGAACAAAGCAUUCCAGUUAGGGGGUCACCUUUGACCUGAUCGGGUGGCAGUGGUUUUACCACCAGCCUGUGUGCACAUGGUCUAAUGUAAUUCUGACAUUUUCUAAAUGGUCCAAAUUGUAUUUCAUUAUAUUUGUCACUGUUUGCACUUUUUCGAAUGUAUUCUUAAAAAGGGCUAGAUCUAAGGUUUUUACUAUUUUUGUAAGCUAAAAUGUGAAUCUGUUUUUGGAGAGAUGAGCACUUAGUUAAAAGCACUUUGUCACAAUAGAAAACACCUGUGUGAGAAGACAGAUGGACGCAGCCAUUCUCUACUUGUCCUUAGUCCUCAGUACUGACACUGGUUUACCUUCAUAGCAGAUUGCCUGACUUUACUACACUGAAUGUACAUUAUUCUGGACUUUUACUGAUGUCUGAACCUUGAGUGUACCUGUUUUUACUUGAUACUUUCAUUAGUUUUAGCUAUGCUUUGAAACAACCUUUCCAUAAGCGCACCCUUACUCUCCCCAUAUCGUGCAUACGCCUGUGUACAUACAUCUGAUCAAUAGGAGAGGAGCCACUGCCUACACCAGGCGUCGCUCUAGUCAUCCAAUUGCUGUUCUACAGAGAGAUGGCUUCUAAUUUUGGACCUUUGGAGAACAGGUCCUACAUGCAUAGUAUCUUGUAAUCCCAUCAGCUUAAAGGAGGAGAAAAGCAUCACCCAGCAUGGUUGAUGUUCUUGCACCCAGUUGUCUGCUCAACUGGUGGAUGUAGGAGUAGAUAUAGCUACUAAAUUUUUUUAAGAGUUUUUUGACAUCUGCUGUCAUUGACCACUAAUAGAAAUAAUGUCACCUAUUAUAACAUUGAUUGUGGAGCAGUAAGACAACAUUACUAGCCAUUCAAGAUUUAUUUAUUUUUUCAGCACCUUUUGGAUGAAUGAGAAAUCGGCCAUCGGCAGCUCUCAUUAUACCUGAGCCAUUCUUACAUCUGGUUGGAUUCAGGCCCUGCUUGGUUGAGAAUUUUUGGCACAGCUUUUUUUUUUUAUCGACUUUUGUCAAGCCAGGUGGUGGCAACACAGCCACCAAUGAAAUGAAUUUGGCCACUUCUACCGUAAUUGGCAGAAAUGUGAUCUGUGUAUGGCCAUCUUUAGUUUUGUACGAAUCGUCAUUUUUUUUCUCCCUGUACUCCUCUAAAGAAGCAUUGUGAAAGAUUAAAACCUGUCCUUGACCACUUCUUCAUUAUGGGUUUUUCGGGAGUCAAAAUCUGUCUCCUUGAGUGCUAAAUCUAUCUUAUACUUUUGCAAAUCUGCCAAUUGCCCGUUAAGCAUUGUAUGUCCAAGGGUCACAAAUGCAACAAGAUGUUGCCAAACACGAGGCAGUUUCAAUUGUGUAUAAUUGUGCUGCCAAUAUUCUUGAUAAAUAUCUCCUUGAGUGUUCUGUUUUGAUGCCUCUAAUGCAGACUAAACACAAUACUGCACUUGUGUUCAUAGUAAGAAUUAUCUUUAAACUGCCCCAGGCCCAAGCACUUUGAUAAAACAACAAAAUAUGAAUGUGUGGAAACUUGCCCAGUUAUGCACCUAUAUUGUUAAAACGUAUUUAUAAAGGCUGAAAAUUUUUGUGGUGACCCUUUUUAAUGCACCGCCAUCACACCAUGACAAGCCUCUGUGUACUGGUCCCCUGGUCACACGAACAAUUCAUGUAUUGUGUCACUGGGCUAUAAGGGUCUAUUGCAUUACUUGAAUAUUGGCUCAGCCAAAAAUCGAAUGUUGAAUCAUUUUCUUAAAGAAGGGAAUGUCAAAUGUUUACAGAUAUAGCCAGUAAAAUAAAGAACUAAAUGCUGUAAUUGACAUUGCACUAGAUGGUAUGGUGCUAAUGGUAGCUGUAUUUUAAUAACUGAGAUAAUGCCAGCAAGGACCAAAGAUAUAACUUUAUAUAGUGGCAGCUCUGUGUUACAGUUACAUUUAUUAUGUGGUAUUUUCCCCUGGGGUAGGCAUUUGAUCACCCCUAUAAUGUGACAAACUUAUUAACGUUGCUGUAUUCUUUAUAGGCCCAAGCGUAUAUAUAUAAAUGUUACCAUGUGUUUGCAAACGGCUCCCAUCCCAACACUCACCUACACUUCUUUUCAUAUAUUCUCUGUUCUGAAAUGGCCACAACACGUUUUUAUUACAAAGAAUAAUUUCAGGCAUUUUUUGGGGGGGUGGAUUAGGGAAAAGUUAACACUCUGGUUUUUAAUUUUGUCUCUAUGGCAGUUUUUUAUUUUACUUUCUGCCCCUGUGACACCCUUACAAGAAAUGGGGGGGAGUCAUUUUCACGGAAACAGGAGACACAGAAAGCAAUAUAAAUAUUGUCCGAGGUCUUAACCCCACUUCUCCACUGAAGAGAUUUCCCCUUACUUCCUGUCCUUGCAGAAAGUCAGGCAAAAUCUUGAACAGGGACAUGUACAGCAAUAAAAGCUGCUGAGAGGCUCUAACCCAACCCAUCUCAACAUUUAACCCCAAGGGAAACCCCUAAACCAAAUGUCCAGUCUUGGGGGAACCCACAGUAAAACCAGUUGAUCAGGGGUCAAUGAGAAAAAUGGCCCUUACAUUGGUAGUAAGGGCUACUACUCUUAUAGAUGGCUACAAAGAUCAUUGGUGUCAUGCCGUUUGCCUUGCCAUGGCAUUGGCCCUUGAACCAUACAGACACGGUCGGGUAGGAAGUCAGUCAGCUACAACUCCAUGAACCCGUAACACCCUCGGGAGGACACAAUGUUUGCACAGAACCCUGGUUGAAGAAUGACUGCUCUAACCCUUCUCUGCUCUAUAUAAAAUGAAAAAAAAAGUUUUGGUUGGAGUUUGAUAUCCUGAGUGUUCUUCACAAUAUGAAAAGGUGUACAGGCCUCCUUAAAAGUAGAAGUGACAAAUGGUGAUAUAAAGAACUUAGAAGAUUUUAUAUGUAAACGUUGUGUUUUUCUGUCACUAUCAAGGUUACCUGUCUCCUAUUGUUCAAUAAUUGCAAUCAGUCAAUGCAGAUAUGUAGAAAAAAAAGUCUGAAUUCUGAGGGAAUGAUGGUUCAUUUAAUUGAUCAUGAUAAUCUGGUCAACUGAUGAUAUACCACCUUCCAGAGCUCAUAAGGGUAUUCCAUGUCAUGAGCAAUUGUCUCAUGGACUUGGUGUAUAAUAAACUGUGUGGCUCCUCUCAGCUCAUGUUGUUGCUAUUGAGUACAGGUGACAUAUUUGCUGGUUUACAAGUUGUUGGUCCUCCUGCAAUGCAGGUAAGGGGUGCCCUUGGUGUUGAAAACAAUUUUCUGCAUGUAUGCACUGAGUGAUUAAACAAACUUGUUGCAUUUUUGUGUUGAUAGCCAAAGUUUGAAUACAGUGUCAUCAUAGUAUUUAUUCUUGUCACUGUAUAAAAACAGAUGGGAGACGUGGUAAGAUUCCUAUGGGACCGGUUCCUUGCAUUGACAGAUACAGUGUACAUUGUAUCAGCCAUCUGCUGAUCUCUACUCGUUAAGGGAAAGUAUACACAAAGUCUGGAGGCUGGUGGAUCACCAGUAGAGGAGGACUGCAGAACCAUCAAGGAAUGCAUGCAAUUUCAUUUUAUAUGCCAAAAAAAAUGCUCCACCGUAGUGUCCAUGAGGUUUAACAGGAAUGUAUAAUGGUUUGCACAUAUUUACUUGAAUUAUUAGCACUAAGGAAAUAUAUUUAAUAAAAUACUGAAAUUUUUUGAUGAGCUGUCUCUUUAGCUAAUCCUUAUGCUCUGUGGAUCCUUUAUUAACUGUUUGUAAAAUAGAGAUUGUGUACACAUAGUUAAUCGGAUAUAAAACAGCAGGUAAAAAGCUUAUAAAGUACAGUUGCCAUUUAAUCGUUCUAUAAUGUUACAUAAACACUUAUUUUUUAAGGAAAAA
This is a messenger RNA of Rana temporaria (common frog), 5349 nucleotides long. It is a transcript of the gene P2RX4, whose product is annotated as purinergic receptor P2X 4. Gene Ontology annotation, biological process: response to ATP; monoatomic cation transmembrane transport. The record is from RefSeq and is a predicted model, not a curated record. Lineage: Eukaryota; Metazoa; Chordata; Amphibia; Anura; Ranidae. The transcript is spliced from 12 exons. Gene Ontology annotation, molecular function: extracellularly ATP-gated monoatomic cation channel activity; ATP binding; purinergic nucleotide receptor activity. Gene Ontology annotation, cellular component: plasma membrane; nuclear inner membrane. Bases 237 to 1418 code for a protein of 393 amino acids.